This is a messenger RNA of Engraulis encrasicolus (European anchovy), 1535 nucleotides long. RefSeq names its product endothelin receptor type B-like. The transcript is spliced from 5 exons. Bases 447 to 1535 code for a protein of 362 amino acids. Gene Ontology annotation, cellular component: plasma membrane. Gene Ontology annotation, biological process: vasoconstriction; enteric nervous system development; developmental pigmentation. Gene Ontology annotation, molecular function: endothelin receptor activity. Lineage: Eukaryota; Metazoa; Chordata; Actinopteri; Clupeiformes; Engraulidae. The record is from RefSeq and is a predicted model, not a curated record.
CAUAGAGGGGAAGAACAGUAGUUAUAAGUGGUGAAGAUUAAGUUUUCGUACUCGUUUUUUUUAGUUUAAACUGAGACUGAGAUAUUUCGUUGUAACUGACUAAAGAGGUCUGGCUGUAAUCCAUGCACAGCUAUAGGUGCUGGUAAACACAGGAGUAGCUUAUUCCAUGGGCUACUUUAAACGGAGAAACAAGGUUUACGGCACACUUUUUUGACUCUUUCAAAAACUUUGAAAGUUAAAACUUAAACUUUGACUAUUCAGAGCGAACAACUCGUUUUAGUCAUCAGGUUCGCUCAGACAUUCUUAUUGAUUUUUUUUUGUAGACUUGGAGGUUUUGAGCUCAGAGCUUCUGUAGACUCAGUGGAGUAAUUUGGUUCUGUUUGACAUAAGUGGGUAACUGUGGAGUUAUUUGGUUCUGUUUGACAUAAGUGGGUAACAGCGUCGUGAUGGCUCGGAGGUUAGUAGGUCUGGCGCUGCUUGGUUACCUCCUCGUGAUGGGACAUCUGUGUCUGUCUGCCCAUGCGCAAGACAGAGUGGACCCGCCACACCGACAGCAGCUUUCCCACGCGCCCCCUAAUAAUCCGGCGGGACCUGCUGUGUCCGCCACCUCGAGACCAGGCGGCAGCAGUCGGUACCCGUUGGCCAACCAAAACCAAAACGUCUCCGUUCCCCGCCGACCCGGCCCCGGCGCGAGGCUCCCGCCGCCUCCCAUGUGCACGGGCCCCACGGAGAUCCGGGACACCUUCAAGUACAUCAACACCGUGGUCUCGUGCCUGGUGUUCGCCGUGGGGCUCGUGGGCAAUUCCACGCUGCUCCGAAUCAUCUACAAGAACAAGUGCAUGCGCAACGGGCCCAACAUUCUCAUCGCGAGCCUCGCCCUCGGAGACCUGCUGCACAUUGUCAUAGACAUCCCCAUCAAUGUAUACAAGCUCCUGGCGGAAGACUGGCCGUUCGGGGUGGGUGUGUGUAAGCUGGUGCCGUUCAUCCAGAAGGCCUCCGUCGGAAUCACGGUCCUCAGUCUGUGUGCUCUCAGCAUCGACAGGUAUCGUGCGGUGGCGUCGUGGAGUCGUAUAAAGGGGAUCGGCGUCCCCAAGUGCACGGCUAUCGAGAUCGUGCUGAUCUGGAUCCUCUCCAUCCUAUUGGCUGUUCCGGAGGCCGUCGCCUUCGACAUGAUCACCAUGGACUACAAGGGCGAACACCUGAGGAUCUGCCUACUGCACCCCAUGCAGAAAACACACUUCAUGAAGCUGUAUAAGUCUGCUAAAGACUGGUGGCUGUUCUCCUUCUACUUCUGCAUGCCGCUGGCCUGCACCGCGCUCUUCUACACGCUCAUGACCUGCGAGAUGCUGAGAACCAAGAACGGCAUGCGGAUAGCACUCAACGACCACCUGAAACAGAGGCGUGAGGUUGCUAAGACGGUCUUCUGCCUGGUCCUGGUCUUCGCUCUGUGUUGGCUGCCGCUUCACCUCAGCAGAAUCCUCAAACUCACCAUCUACAAUGAAGACGACCCCAACCGCUGCGAACUGCUCAGGUAA